Messenger RNA from Moesziomyces antarcticus, 3198 nucleotides. Its product is annotated as major facilitator superfamily MFS-1. The record is from RefSeq and is a predicted model, not a curated record. Bases 1 to 3198 code for a protein of 1065 amino acids. Gene Ontology annotation, biological process: transmembrane transport. NCBI's taxonomy places the organism in Eukaryota, Fungi, Basidiomycota, Ustilaginomycetes, Ustilaginales, Ustilaginaceae. Gene Ontology annotation, cellular component: brush border membrane. The transcript has a single exon. Gene Ontology annotation, molecular function: transmembrane transporter activity.
AUGCCAAACCCUUCGCCCCCACACUCGCCUAUAUCAUCGUCAUCCCACCUUCCGCCCCUCAGUCCGCGCGCAAUCCAGUUCGUCGACGAGCUCCAUCCCGCUCCCAACAACAACACCCUCGCUCCCAAUCAUCACCGCUCCUCGGCAUCCUCCACUCCCUCGCGACAACCCUCUCCCGAUCCGUUGCUGCGGCCUCGCUCGCCUGCAAACAACAACGGCGACAUGGCCAACGACUACGGUUCCCUCGAUCGCAAUGCUGCGAGCCAGUCCACCCCCAGAGCCGGCUAUCGUGCCUCUGGUCCAGGCACAAUCAACCUCCCACCCUCGCCUUACACCGAUACCCGCGCAGACACAGACGCUGCCGCCCGCUCCAACGCUCCCACCAUGAGCCCUAGCAUCGCCGGCUCGCGAGCUACCUCAAAUCCGCGCAGGAUGUCCUUCAAGCGACGCGCUCCCAGCGUAGGCCAAAGGCAGAACUUUCUCCAGCGUGCCUCGAUGGGCGUAUUCCCCAGAAAGCUCUCCACCGCAGGUAGCGACGCUCCCAACGCCAGAAAUCUGCGCCGUGUACACACCACUGGCGUCCCACCCGCCGGCAUCCGCGACAAUGACAACGACGACGGCACCAUCGACAUCGACGCGCUCAUCGCCGCCGCAGAGACGCCCUCCAUCCCACGCAUGCUUCCCAGCGCAAAGGCCGACCCCUUUUCCACGCCCAUCCCCGCUCUUCCCUUCAUCGUCCUCUGCCUCGUCUGCUUUGGCGAAUUCAGCUCCGCAGGUGUCGCAGGUCCCUUCCUCUUCUUUAUGAUCGAGGACUUUGGCGUCGGCGGCGAGAGCGACGUCGGCUUCUGGGCAGGCAUCGUCUCGGCCAGCUUCUUCUUCGCCCAGUUCCUCACCUCGCUCAUGUGGGCCUCCGUCGCCGACAAACGCGGCCGCCGCUUCGUCCUCGCCAUCUCCCUCCUCGGCAACGCGCUCACCAUGAUGCUCUUCGGCACCUCCCAGAACCUCGGCUCCGCCAUCUUCAUCCGUCUCGCUCAGGGCUUCUUCAACGGCGCCGUCGGCGUCGCAAAGGGCGCCAUCCGCGACAUCACCGACGACACAAACGAAGGCCGCGCCUACGCACUCAUGGGCUUCUGCUGGGGCAUGGGCGGUAUCAUCGGCCCCAUCCUCGGCGGCCUCCUCGAACAUCCCGUACAAAAGUUCCCCGGCCUCUUUGCCAACAGCCAGCUCUUCACAAACUACCCUUACCUCCUCCCCUGCCUCGUCGCAGCCACCUUCACCGCCGUCGGCUCCUUUCUCACCCUCUUCAUCGGCCACGACGGCGGGCCCCGCACCGGUGCCAUCCAGCUGCCCGAAAAGGGCGACAUCGAACGCGCCGCCACACACGUAGGCAGCUUCGGCCGCAACGCAGGUCAGCGCAUCAGCGGCUACUUUGGCGGCGCACGCAGCGCCGCCGGGUCCAGUCUCAGCCUCUCGCGUCACUUUACCAACGACCAGCACUCUCGUCCCACCAGUGGCACCUCCACUCCCGAACACACUGGCGCGCCCAAACAGCUCCCGCGUACUUUUACCCAGCAGGUCGACUACGAGACUGGCGGUCCGCCCUCGCCCGCGCCCACCGAGGGCACCGUCAUCACGCACAACAAUACCGCCCCCAACGACUCGGCCUUCUCCCGCGCCGACUUGCCCCCAAGACAGCGUCUCUUCUCGCGCACAGAGGAGCGUCAGCGCGCCAUCCUCGGGGGCGGCUCUGCAUAUGGAUACGAUCGACACAUGUCGCGCUCCUCGGCCGCACCCGCCCCCACCGCCACCGCCGGCGCACGCACAGAGUCGUUCGCACACAGCCGCACCGCAGGCCGCAACUCCUUCUCCUCCACCACCCAGUACGCACCGGACUUUGAAGAGAUCGGCCAGCGGCCCGGGCUCAGCUUUGCACAGCGCUUCCUGCUCGCACAGGACGACUCGGUCUUCACCAUCUCGGACCUCUGGGUCGCCGCUGCCAUCAAUGGCGACGAUGCGUACGAGGACGUGUUUGACGACGACGAAGACGACGAGUCGUUCGACGAUGGCAGCGUGUUCAACGACUCGGUCGCCGAGUUGGCAGAGCAGUCGAUCGACGAGGAGGACGAAGACGACUUUGACAACGAGCCGGAUGAGGGAUCGGCGUUGUUGGCGCCCACGCAUCUGGCGCCGCUCAACUUUGCGCAGCGCAAGCUGAGUCGCGCUGGGUAUUCGGAUGCCGGUAGGUCCGCGGGGUCGAGGCCGCGCUCGAUGCGCAGGAGCAGUGCCACCGCGCGCGUGCCGAGCCUGUACGCAAAUACGGGCAUCGAGAGUCCCGUGCUGUCGCCGGCGUACAAUCCCAUGUCACCCGCCAAUGAAGCUGGACCGGGGCCUUUGGGUGCGGUGCAGGCACGUGCGGAUAGUGCGUGGGAUCCUACGCUGGCAGGUAUUCCCGAAAGCCAGUCGAACCGCAACAGUCUCAUGGUUCCAUCGCAGCGACGCGGGGGUUCGACAUCCGCAUCGCCCGAUCGACGCAGUGUCGUCUUGGAAGCACCCCCAACCUCGCUUUUCACCUUGCUUCCUGCUGCCAUUAUUGCGCACUACGGAUUGAUGGCUUUCCACUCAUCGACGUUCGACCAGGUGUUUAUGGCGUUUUUGGUGACGCCCGAGCCUUCCGGGGGGUUGGGAUUGACAGCAUCGCACUAUGCACAACUGAUUUCGGCCAUGGCGUUUUGUCAGCUGAUCUUUCAGUUUGUCUUCUACCCCAAAGUGGGUCCUCCUCAGGGCAAGUUUUCGCAUCUGGCGAUGUUGCGAUUGGGUACGGCGAUUUAUCUGCCGUGUUAUACGCUCUUCCCCUUAUUGCGGGGGAUGUUGCAUCCCGAAACCGACGGGUUUGUCAUGACGGGCAUGAUCGUUUUUGCUGCUAUGAGGUGGUUGGCCAACGUGUGUGCCUUCACCGCAGUCAGUGUCCUCAUCAACGCUAUGACACCACCCCACCUCACCCCGCUUGCCAACGGUCUCGCACAGACUACAAGCUCGGCCGCAAGGUUCGUCGGACCGAUUGUGGGAGGCUUGGUUUGGGCAAAGGGUAUCGAAGGUGGGCCGGAUGCAAAGAGUUGGCCGUGGAACUAUCAUUUAGGAUUCUGGUUUGUCGGUCUCGCUGCGUUUACUGGGUUCUUGUUCACCUGGCGCAUCAAGUAG